Dalotia coriaria is the source of this 1611-nucleotide messenger RNA. RefSeq lists its product as uncharacterized. The record is from RefSeq and is a predicted model, not a curated record. The coding region runs from base 268 to 1353 and encodes 361 amino acids. The transcript has 4 exons. Lineage: Eukaryota; Metazoa; Arthropoda; Insecta; Coleoptera; Staphylinidae.
GGUAAGCUCUGUCAUUGCCAGUGGCCAUAAAAAUGACCACAACGAGCUCGAAGGUAGCGCGCAUAAACAACGCGAUCUCACUAUUUAGCAAUUGUUUAAACGUUAUUCCGAUCGUGUUUACCUACGCGAGUGCGACAUGUAAACAUGGAGUUUAUAACUUAGCGGGCGUUUUAUAAUUUAUAAAUAGAUUUAGCUUCGUAUCGACAAAACAAGCAAAAUAACCUCAAAUGUGCUUCACUAUUAGUUUUCGAAAGAACAUUCAUCCAAAUGAGAACGAAGAAUUUUUUAAUUGGCUUGCUAAGUUUAGUGGCGGUUAGCGUAGUGUUAAUUAUAUUUGGUCAGCAGAAGCCGAAAGCAAUACAGAACAUCGUCUCGACGACGCAUGAACAAUUCAGGCAUUUUAAGGUAACUUUGACAGAAUCUGGCAGUAAGACAUUGGCAGUAGAUGAGAAGUACCUAAAGCUGUUGGGGUUGGCAGAGAAGAAUACACCCAUUUAUCCACAAAAUGUGUGGCAUAACACUUCAUUACCAGUUAUAGUCACCUAUGUGACUGAGGACAGGGAGAGUCAAGCCAUUGGAUUGAUAAACAAUGUUGCAAGGAUUUUGCCAAAUAACACAAUAUUAAUUUACAAUAUAGGAUUAGGAAAUCAUGGACUCAGAACAUUGUUAAACUAUUGCAACAGUAGCCACUGUCAAGUGAUAACAUUUGCCCUGAGUGAUUAUCCAUCGCACGUCCAAGACGUGAAUUUACACGCCUACAGACCGAUAAUAAUUCAGGAUGCUUUACAACAUACAGGAAGCGUGCUGUUUAUGGAAGCUUCAAAGCGAUUUCAUCGACACGUGACCGCUGAGGCGUUGAUGGAGCUGCGCGACACUGUCACGAAAGGCACGGCGAUCAUCGCCUGGCCGAUGGAAUCGAAGAACGCCGUCUCGACGUUGACGCACAAGAAGAUGUUCGACUACUUCCACACCGACACGGACAACUUCUUGUUCCUUCCGAUGGUAUCGGCGGACGUGCUGCUCGUGGUGAACACGGGCGGUGUCCACGCCGAUAUCAUGCUACCGUGGGUACAGUGCGCGCUGACACCCGACUGUAUCGCCCCCAUUGGCGCGCAGUCCGCCGGCUGCCGUUUUGACAAGAAGCCGCAGUAUCGCUACUCUGGCUGCCACAGCUACGACACCUCGGCGCUGAACAUCGUUCUCGGUAUCAAGUUCAAGCUGGAGUACAGCAGGUAUACUUAUCAGUCGGAGGGUGUGUCGUUCGUGAGCGUGCCUCUGGAAAUGGCGCAGCAUGCGCUUAUGGGGCUCGAGCUGAACACCACAACUGAAGGCGAGACGAAGCGGAGUUAUUAAUGAUUUCAAUUCCCAGUGCAUCUAGGACCAAAAAAAGUUGUGAUAUCUCUUUUACGUUCAACCUGCGUUGCUCGUCUAACUUAUUUAUUUUUACUAUACGCGCGUUUCUGUUCUUGUUUCUUUCGUAAUGCAUACGUUAUUUUUACAUUCAUACGCAUGAUAAGGAAAAGACAAUUUGUCAUACAAUAUGUGCUCUGUGAUCUAUGUCGUAUUGAUAUCCCGGAUUCAAUAAAUUGCACAAUGAUUAAAUAACAUAAA